Micromonas commoda is the source of this 354-nucleotide messenger RNA. RefSeq lists its product with no specific name. Lineage: Eukaryota; Viridiplantae; Chlorophyta; Mamiellophyceae; Mamiellales; Mamiellaceae. The coding region runs from base 1 to 354 and encodes 117 amino acids. The record is from RefSeq and is a predicted model, not a curated record. The transcript has a single exon.
AUGUAUGUCGUAUAUUUGGUGUGGGCGUACACCCCGGAGGACGUCCUGGUGCGACUGGGCGUGACCUACUAUCCGGACAAGUAUUGGGCACUUGCUGUUCCAUGUUGGAUCUGCGUGCUCGUGCUGUACGGCGCGUGGAUGUACGAGGGAGUGAACAUGAUGAGCGUCAGGAACCUGGACGACCCGGAUCUGAUCGCGGAGGAAAAUGGGUUCAUCGGGAGCGAGGCGGACGAACCCGACUUGCCGGGGUCGGUACCUUCCAUGAGGGACACGCCCGUCGAGGAGGUGAACAGAGUCCUGUUCCUGACGAAGGGCAGGCGGGUCAGAACGCGACGGGUGGGUGAGAAGCGGUGA